GGGAACAGCCGCAUCGAUUCCGAUAGAGCCGCGUGCAGUUCGCGGUGGAUCAGGUCUGAGACACGUGGGUUCCCGGCGAUUAGCCAGAAGAACCAUGUGAGGGCAGUGGAAGUGGUGUCCUUCCCGGCGAGGACGAAACUGAUUACUAUGUCUCUGAGAAAUUUGUGCCUCUGUUUUUCGCCUUCGAACUCCAUUGACGAGCUCCAGACCAUGAAUCUCGCCAGCAGAUCUUGAUGGUUCUGGAUUUCGAUUUCUUUUGAUUCAAUGACUCGACGAGCGAAAUCGUUGAUCGUGUUGACCGACUCUUUGAACCGCCUCUCCGACCCGAGAUUGAGAAACCUCUUGAGCUUCCAAAACAGAGGAACAGG
This is a messenger RNA of Linum tenue, 368 nucleotides long. NCBI's taxonomy places the organism in Eukaryota, Viridiplantae, Streptophyta, Magnoliopsida, Malpighiales, Linaceae. The record is from the annotation of a GenBank genome assembly.